Molecule: messenger RNA, 375 nt
Organism: Acaulospora morrowiae
Lineage: Eukaryota; Fungi; Glomeromycota; Glomeromycetes; Diversisporales; Acaulosporaceae
Source: the annotation of a GenBank genome assembly
AUGGAACAUAUAACUGUAGAGUAUUAUCGCGCCGGUACUCCUUAUAUAUCACCAGAAGGUAUUGAGGAAAUCAUUCAAUCACGAGGAACAGUUAAAAAUGCAUGCAGGGUGAUGGCUGAUAGAUAUAGUACUUCAACUCGUAGAAUAUAUGAAAUUUGGAAAAGACAUGCUGAGGGAAUACCCUUGCGCAAACAGCAACCAAUACAUAGUGUUGUUUCUUCCGAAAUAAUACCCGAAAAUAAUACUUCGGAUAGAAAGCCAAGGAAAAGAAAACCAGGAUCUGGUUCCAAAUCUGAUUCAGUUAGGCUUACACAAAAUCGCAGAGAAAGAGAAGAAGCAAAACGUGAGACGAAAAGAGUCUUAGAUCCCAACUAA